GCUGCAACGAAAAUACAUAGAAUUCCUACGAGACAGACUAACGUGGUAGAGUACAUGACGGACGAAGGAGAAGACGAAGACGAAGUGGAAGUGAAAGCGAUGAACACAGAGGUUUCAUCGAUUUCGAAAGAGGUAGCCAACCUCGACGCGGAAGUUAAGUAUGACGACGAUCGGGCCAAGUAUACUUCGGCCCAGAGUGAUCCAGCUAGUAAGACGGAACGGACGGACGGAUUCGCUAUCUGUAGACUUACGCGGACGUUUGAGCGCGGUAGUCGAGUGAGGCCCCGAGUGCGAGAGCCCCAGCUUAAAGAGCUCAGGCCUCCAGGCCUUCGUCGUAGUUCAUGUGCGAUGAGCACCAAGUCGACGAUCGACUCAGAGAUUAGAGAAGAUGUUGCUAUUCCAAGUGUGGAUUCGAGUUUUGAUGACAGACGGGCAUCGAUUGCCAACCUAGAGAGACAGGAAAGUCAAGUUAGUGACGGAUCGUUGGAACGGAUGAUCAGAGACGAAGAGUUUGAUUGUGUACGAGAGCGAUGUGACGCGGAGUCACUGGCCAGCGGACAUGAAGUUAGAUUUGGAGAGAGCGCGAUCGUCCCUGCGCCAGAGUCCCCAGUCGAUUCGAUUGACGAUAUGACGGAUCUAGACGAAGUCCACGGAAGAAGUUACGAAAUACCGUUUAAGUUUGACGACGACGAGUCGAGUACGAUGAGUAGCGGCCACGUUGGCACCCCAGGACGAGUUCAGUAUGACAUGACGGAGUAUGAGACCAGCGACGAAAGUUCAUUGGAUGUGAUGGCAGCGGACGCACCCAGAUCGCGCGAGUUUGAUGUGAUCGAGUCUGCAAUGCCAGAGUGUUUGCCUCAGGCGAAAGUUGAGCAAGCGAUUCACGAGGAGAUAGAACGAGAGACAGAGUCAAAAGAGCUUAGGCCUCCCAGCCCUCGCUCUAGCAUAGCCGGAAUGUAUGUCGAGUGCGCCGAAAGUUCAGAGUUCAGCGAUUCAGGAUGUAGCGAGGAGGACGUUGAGUUUAAAGAGCUAAGGCCUCUCAGCCUUUGCUCAACUGUGGUUGAGGAGUCCCUCAGCUUCAGUCCUAGCGAGUAUUUGUAUCAGACGGUUGACGACGACGAGGUUAGAGAAGAGGUUAGAGCGCGAGUGUCUCAGUCGAAAGAUCCUCCGGCAAUGCGGAGUGACUUGUGGAAGAUGUACGGCCCCUGUGGCUACUUCAUGCCCUGGCACUCAUUCCCAAUUGUCGUGGAUCCAGCGCAGAGAAGUUCAGAGCAGUUGUUAGGAUGUGAUCUAGAGAUCGAAGCGCCCACGGAGUCAAAGUUAAGCGCAGCGCAGCCACCAAUUCAGAAUGGCGGCAACGUGAUCGAAUUCGUUGAAGCACGAUCUAUGGCCACAGUUUUAGACGAGAACGAGAGUACAAAGACGCGCAGUUUUUCGUUUGAGUGCAGCGUGGCACAGAGAAGUUCUCCCCUCCCCCAUUUUCUCUAA
Messenger RNA from Cantharellus anzutake, 1488 nucleotides. RefSeq lists its product as uncharacterized. Bases 55 to 1488 code for a protein of 477 amino acids. Lineage: Eukaryota; Fungi; Basidiomycota; Agaricomycetes; Cantharellales; Hydnaceae. The transcript is spliced from 3 exons. The record is from RefSeq and is a predicted model, not a curated record.